Messenger RNA from Aspergillus puulaauensis, 1131 nucleotides. RefSeq lists its product as uncharacterized. Bases 1 to 1131 code for a protein of 376 amino acids. Gene Ontology annotation, molecular function: phosphoric diester hydrolase activity. The transcript is spliced from 3 exons. Gene Ontology annotation, biological process: lipid metabolic process. NCBI's taxonomy places the organism in Eukaryota, Fungi, Ascomycota, Eurotiomycetes, Eurotiales, Aspergillaceae. The record is from RefSeq and is a predicted model, not a curated record.
AUGUUGGCGGCAGGGCUUCUCGCUCUUCUGCCCCUCGCGGCAGCUGCCACAUCUGUCGCUCCUCGAGACACCAAGGCAUGCAACAACUCUCCGAGCCUUUGUUCAAAGUCAUACGGCGAAAUCACCCAUCUUGGAGCGCACGAUAGCGCAUUUAUACGAGAUAGUUCGACCGGUAAUUCGAUUUCUGGGAAUCAGCAUUACAAUACUACUGUUCAACUCGAUGCUGGCGUCCGCUUAGUAUCCGCCCAGGUGCACCAGGACGGUUCUGAAUGGCACUUGUGCCAUUCGACCUGCAGUCUUUUAGAUUCCGGUAAACUUAGCACAUGGCUAUCUGAGAUCAAGGAUUGGCUGGACUCAAAUCCAAACGAAGUGGUGACGGUUUUGUUGGUGAAUUCCGACAACGCAAAGGGCUCCGACCUGGACGCAGAGUUCAAGGCUGCAAAGAUCACCGAUUACGCCUACAAACCUACAUCGCAGGGCCCGCCAACAUCAUGGCCGACACUCCAGAGCCUAAUUGACGAUGGAACCCGUUUAAUGACGUUUGUUACGCCGUUGAGCGACAAUGCAGGUGCGACAUAUCUUAUGGACGAGUUCAAGUAUAUCUUCGAAAACCCAUACGACGUCACGUCGUCCUCGAACUUCUCCUGCAAUGUCGAUCGGCCGUCCACCGUCGAUAGUGCUGCCUCCGCCAUUGCAGCCAACAUGCUCCCUCUGCAGAACCACUUUCUUUAUCAGACCGUUGUCCUAGACUACCAGGCCCCCAACGAUAGUUAUGUCGAUACCACAAACGCCCCGUCUGGAGGCGAGGGAAACCUUGGCGAUGCGACAUCCGACUGCAAAACGGCGUGGGGGCGCCAACCAGCCUUCAUCCUGGUAGACUACUUUGAAAAAGGUCCCGCCAUAGAGACGGUGGACAAACUCAACGGGGUCACUGACGCUGUCGGCCGCACGAAUAUAUCUGCCAUUGCGGAAGACCAGGAGAGCUCCGCAUCCACCUACUCGAAUGUGUUCAAGGGUCUAGUUGACCUCGUCCGCAGCGCCCAGGCCGGGGCUAACCCUAGUAUGGGUGAAUGGGUAUGGGCGGGCGGAGACUGGGGAGAGAUACUAGGCGGAGGAAUUGCUCUUUCAUAG